Molecule: messenger RNA, 1757 nt
Organism: Microcebus murinus (gray mouse lemur)
Lineage: Eukaryota; Metazoa; Chordata; Mammalia; Primates; Cheirogaleidae
Gene: TINAG
Product: tubulointerstitial nephritis antigen
Biological process (GO): proteolysis
Molecular function (GO): cysteine-type peptidase activity
Source: RefSeq, a predicted model, not a curated record
CAUAUACUCAGUUCAAGUAAAAGAUCAGUUUCAGAGUUCAGACUGAGGUGUUUUGAUGAUUAGAAUUCAAGCUCCAAGGAGAAGGGCCCAAGGCCACGGGUAUUGGAUAUAACAGAAGGUGGGAGCUGUACCUGACAUCCAGAGAAUGUGGACCGGAUAUAAGAUCUUGAUCUUAUCUUACUUUACUACAGAAAUUUGGAUGGAGAAGCAGUAUUUCUCCCAAAGAGAAGUUGACCUAGGAGCUUAUUUCGCUAGGAAUCACACCAUUUUGGAAGGUACUCGAUUCAAAAGAGCCAUUUACCAAGGGCAAUACUGUAGAAAUUUUGGUUGUUGUGAAGACAGAGAUGAUGGCUGUGUCACUCAGUUCUAUGAGGCGAAUGCAUUGUGUUACUGUGAUAAAUUCUGUGAAAGGGAAAAUUCUGAUUGCUGUCCUGAUUACAAAUCCUUUUGCCAUGAAGAGAAAGAAUGGCCUGCUCUCACACAGCGUUGGUACCCAGAAGGUUGCUUCAGAGAUGGUCAUCAUUAUGAUGAAGGAUCAGUAAUUAAAGAAAACUGCAACUCCUGCACAUGCUCAGGACAGCAGUGGAAAUGUUCCCAGCAUGUAUGCCUUGUUCAUCCAGAAUUAAUUGAAAACAUCAAUAAAGGAGACUAUGGAUGGACAGCACAGAACUACAGCCAAUUCUGGGGAAUGACUUUAGAAGAUGGUUUCAAAUUUCGCUUGGGCACCUUGCCACCUAGCCCUACGCUACUGAGCAUGAAUGAAAUGACAGCUUCUUUACCUGCAACAACUGAUCUUCCAGAGUUUUUUGUCGCUUCUUAUAAGUGGCCUGGUUGGACUCAUGGUCCGCUGGAUCAGAAAAAUUGUGCUGCAUCCUGGGCAUUUUCCACUGCAAGUGUGGCAGCUGACCGAAUAGCAAUUCAGUCUGAGGGCCGAUACACAGCCAAUCUGUCCCCUCAGAAUUUGAUCUCUUGCUGUCCCAAGAACCGUCAUGGAUGCAACAGUGGAAGCAUCGAUAGGGCUUGGUGGUACCUGAGAAAACGUGGACUGGUAUCCCAUGCAUGCUACCCUCUCUUCAAGGACCAAAAUGCUACCAAUAAUGGAUGUGCCAUGGCAAGUAGGUCUGAUGGCCGGGGAAAACGGCAUGCCACAAAGCCAUGUCCCAACAGCAUAGAGAAAUCUAACAGGAUCUACCAGUGUUCUCCUCCAUACAGAGUCUCUUCCAACGAAACCGAGAUAAUGAGAGAAAUCAUGCAAAAUGGACCAGUUCAAGCCAUAAUGCAGGUCCAUGAGGAUUUCUUCCAUUAUAAGACGGGGAUAUAUAGACAUGUUACCAGCACGAAUGAAGAAAACUAUCGAAAACUUCGGACACAUGCAGUCAAACUUGUUGGAUGGGGCACACUGAGAGGAGCACAAGGGCGGAAAGAAAAAUUUUGGAUUGCUGCCAAUUCCUGGGGAAAGUCAUGGGGAGAAAAUGGCUAUUUCAGGAUUCUUCGAGGAGUAAAUGAGUCUGACAUUGAAAAGCUGAUUAUCGCAGCUUGGGGCCAGCUGACAAGUUCAGAUGAACCAUAACAUGUCAUUAAAUUUCCCUAAGGCCAUGCAUUUUAGUAAACCUUUUAAGUUGAAGUUUAGCAAUGUGAAGUUUUCUGUGACAGUGGAAUCUUUGUCUCUUUGCCCUGUUAACACAAUGCACCUGUUUCCUUGUUUUACCCUGGGCUCUGUGCUGCCGCUCCCUUUAUAUGCCUUUAUAUGAAAACAC